AUGUCAGAUGAAAAGAAAGAUUUAAAUCUAGAAAAGCAAAUAUUUUCGGAACAAAUCGAGAAGAUAUUGAAAGAGUUACCAUUCAAAGUACAACCAUUAAUUAUUAAUAAAAAUGAUUCAAUGAAAAAGCGAAUUGAACUGGGGUUAUCGCAAGUUGAGACCGAAGGAUAUGUUUUGCUAGUGGGCAAAUCCAGUGCGGUUCAAAAAGCCAUCUCAAUUACCGAAAUAAUUAAACAGAGAAAGACUUUGAAGCAGUAUAAUAAACUUUCGAAAAUCUCGAUAGUAAAGCACAGUGAUAUAGAGAGUUCUAAAACAAUUAAUUUGCCAAUUCUUCUUUCUCUAUUAGCAGUUGAUGAAGUCAACUGCCAAUGGACGAAACAAUAG
Priceomyces carsonii is the source of this 384-nucleotide messenger RNA. RefSeq lists its product as uncharacterized. Gene Ontology annotation, molecular function: nucleic acid binding. The transcript has a single exon. NCBI's taxonomy places the organism in Eukaryota, Fungi, Ascomycota, Pichiomycetes, Serinales, Debaryomycetaceae. The coding region runs from base 1 to 384 and encodes 127 amino acids. The record is from RefSeq and is a predicted model, not a curated record.